Molecule: messenger RNA, 3141 nt
Organism: Setaria italica (foxtail millet)
Lineage: Eukaryota; Viridiplantae; Streptophyta; Magnoliopsida; Poales; Poaceae
Exons: 9
Coding region: 968-2359 (463 amino acids)
Source: RefSeq, a predicted model, not a curated record
CGGUGGACGGGAGGAAAUGCCGUGGGGAACUGAUAACGAAUCCGCAGGCUUCGCCGGCGGUGUAGAACCAUUGGAAGAAGCUCCAAAGGAAGCUCAUCCCCAAGAACAGCGUCAUUUCGCCGGCGGUCCAGAUGCAGAUGCAGCGCGGCGGGGCGAGGGGCACGACGUCAUUUCGCGGGCACCGUCCAGCGUGGAAGCGUGACGUGACGCGUCACGGAGGCCAAAGAAUGUGUAACAAAACCUUCACUCCGUUGGUAAAAAUGUAGAUGAAAUUCUAAAACCACACACCCGGCGGUGGAGUGGAGUACCAGCAGGCCAGUAUGCCGUCGUCACCGUCUCUCCUCCUCCGCGCCCCUCCUCCCUCGCCGCGCUUCGCCUCCCCCCGCCGCCGAUGCUCCGUCUCCACCUCCCCACCCCCUUCCCUCGGACCGACCCGCGGCGCUCCCCCUCGCCUCCACCCUCUGCGCCUGCCCCCCGCGGGCCGCCGCGCGCCUCGCGCCACCGCCCGCGUCGUGGAGGCGGACGACGGCGAUGCUGCCGACGGCCUCAUCCCGAUCGCGCGCUGCUACGAGGGCCGCCUCGCGCGGCUCGAGGUCGCCGGCGCGGCGCGGCGGGAGCAGGCGGUCGCGGCAGCGGCCGCGGCGGAUGGAGGGGCCGCGGCGGAGGCGCACCAUGCACAUUCCUCUCGCUAAUAGAGGCGCUUGCAGUUUAACCAUUGAGUGAACCUAUCCACUUUGUAUUGAAUGGCUUGCUAGGAGGAACUCACCUACUGGUUUACUUGUGUAUGCGAACAAUUACAGCAGCCUUGAAAAUUUCUGUUUGAUUGUUUGUCUUGUUCUGCAUCUUGAGUAAGUUUCGGCAAUUUCUGUAGAUUUUGCAAGCCAAGGAAGUUAAAGACAAGGCCAGUAAGAUAAAGAAACAACUUGGAUCUGAGUUUUUCUCUGAAAAUGAACCUGAUUCAGAGACUAUGUUGGCUAUGGCAUUUAAGCAAGUGGUGAUGCAGCGGCUUUCAAACUUUCGGCUCGAGGCCUUCUCCCCAGGUUCAGAGAGAGACCUAGAAGACUUGAGCAAACCACGAAAGCAGGUGUCUAUGGAUUUUAGUGUCAUCUCAUCAGAUGAAAAACUUCUGGCUUCUCUUGCUGAAGCCAUUUUCUCCUGUGCCAUCGAGGAUGCCAGCAACAAUCACAUCGGGGGCACAGGCAGUUUGUUUCAGAAGCUACAGUUCAACUGCUCAAUCGACACCUCUGUUUGUAUACACAAAAUUUCUGAGGCAGAAAUUGUGAGGAAUGCUAAGAGAUGCCUGGAGAAUUUUAGUCUAACGAAGUCUCCUCAGAAUAUGCAAAAAACAAAGAAUGGAUGGUGGCCAGCACCAAAUUAUGAUAGUUUGGUGAAAAUCGGGGGUCUUGAGUUUGUCCUUUGGGCCAAUGAGUACAUUCCUACCUACAAACUGCAAAUAAAUGCCAAAGCAUUUGAGAAUACUAAUCUUGAAGGCCGUCAUGAGUUGCAAAGUAAUAGGUGGGAAGUUCUCUUAACCCACUCGCAACUGGCGGAACUAGGGAACAUUAUAGACAUGUACUUUGAAGACCAAUUCACAUUACCAGGCAAAACUUUCCAUCCUCACUGGAAUUCAGAUCCAUCAAAGAUUAAAAAGAACAAUGGCUAUUUGAACAACCUUUUUACUUUCUUGGCUGGUAGCUGUAUUAUUCUUUUUGUCACUGUCUUUGCUAAAUUAUGCUGGCCUCGAUCUCUUAGGGACAAAAGACUAUUCAACGGAAGUUCAAAUGUCUCACCAUCUCAGAGCUACUGUUCUGAUAUCAACUCUCUCGAUAGCAGUGAGAUACAAGCUUAUUGCACAUCUCUUAUUAAGAAAAUGAAAGACUCGUAUGGCUGCCCUGGUGAUGUAAUCAUUGAUGCACAUAUUGGAGCAUGGGUUGGAGAACUACCUGACUGCUUCAAGGGAAUCAAUAGCCAGGAUAAUACUGCUUCUGGCAAUGUUCAGCAUCCUGACACUUUUAGCCAAGAAAAUCAAUCCCAGUUGGUGCCAACUAAUAUUAAGAUGUCUGAUUUGGAACAAAAUGAUAGAACUCAGGAAACUCUGCAGAAUAUUGCUAGUUUUCAGGUGGUCAUGUCAGAAGACGGUAAAGUAGUGGGAUUUCAGCCAACUAACCGCCCAGCUGUGAACCAUUGGUCAACAAACCCACUAGCUACACUUCUGUAUCAGGGGCAAACGCUUUCUCCAGGUAUUCUAGAACCAAAGCUUAAAAUUUCUCGUCCAGCUAAGGCUGUCCCAAUUGAAUUGUUGAUGUUGGUAAAUCAAGAUUCCUUUUUUGCUUUGGCAAGGCCCAUUCAAGACCUAUAGUAGCAGAGAAUGAAAGAUUUGGCUGCUCUGGUGAUAUAAUGGUUGAUGCAAAUAUUGGAGCUCGGGUUGGAGAGCUGCCUAACUGCUUCAUGAUCAUCAAUAGCAUGGAUAAUGCUGCUUCUGAUGAUGUUCAACAUCUGGACGUAGCUAUCCUAGAAAAUCAACUGCAGUUGGUGCCAUCUAAUUUUCAGAUGGGCUGUUUGGAACGAAAUGAUACAACUCAGGAAACCUGGUAGAACUUUGCAACUUUUCAGAUGUAGUCCAAAGUACAAGUGGAAGAAGGGUACAAUGCUAGAAUUGCUUGCUGUCUCGUGGUUGAAUGAAGUGGCUGUUGCCGUUUGCUCCUCCGCCAUGCGUCUCCCGGCUCCUCUGCAAGGCGCUCCGAUUGUCAGCUAUGUUGGCUGGCACUCACGCCAAAACGUCGAGCUGUUCAUCCACUCCUUCCGCUGCUGUUCCAAGUCACCAAGCCCAGCUGCAACGUGGUCUGCUGAAGCACGGCGCCGACACCAUCUCCAUUGCCAAAGGUUCGCUUAAAUGUGAACCGGGGUUUAGCGCAGCGGUGUCCGGCCUUACCGCUUGAGGCGAACCAAAGUGAUGUUCUAGAUGCACAAUUGUAUUUAGAAGCAUUGAAAAGAAAGAAAAAUAGUGAGGGCAUCAACAUUGAUGUAAGUUACUGAUAUGGGCUAUGAUGGAAUUGUUUGUAAAUACAUUCAAUUAUAAAUCCAAUCUUUUGACGUACAGUACAUCCCAAAGGUCGGGCAAGUAGUCAGAAGUUCUUCGUA